AUGUCGAGAUGCGCCCAUCGGGACCAGACACGUCAGGGGUCCAACCAUUUUGUGGACCAGAUCAAGUGCAGGAACUGCGGGGAGCUCCUGUUCAAGUACCACUUCGCGAAGACGAGCGACCAGAUGCUCCUCCAGUGUGUUCGCUCCCGGCAGUAUAUCAACCGCCUGGAGACCACGGGUACGGCCCAGCCCGCGGCGCCCAUGAUGAACCAGUCGAGCUCCUCGGACAGCGAGGCCACGACGACGACAACGGCGCCAACGUCAAUGCCUCCACCGAGCCCUCCAGGGGCCACCAAGAAGUUGCCCGAGCGCCUGUCGGCCGAGGUCAUUCGGAAGCUCACGGACACGGAGGCGCAGCAGAUCAUCGAGAGCGAGAGGAUCAAGAUCCGCCAGGAGGAGCAGCAGCGCCUCGCGAAGGAGAUCCUCCAGAAGGGCCUCAUCGACACGCCGACGGACCCGACGGAGGCGGACGACAGGGCCAGGCCGAGCAAGAGGCUGGGCGUCAGCCAGAUGCCCAAGGCCAGCCGGAGACUUUCAUCUCGUGUGAAGAGCUGUGUACUCGGAGCGCUGAUCGCGGCGACGGCGGCUCUGGGAGAGAUGCCGGGCACCGCCUGGGAGGCAGCCGAGACCUGUGGCAGGCUGGACCUCGCAGAAGUGGCCUGUGUGUCCGACUCCAGGCUCACGCACGCGAUGAUCGAGCAAGGAGGCAAGGCCGAGAGAUUCAGCAACUGGAACGGGUAUGACUUCUCCACCAGGUCUGGUGCAGAGAAGCUCGUGAAGGCUUUGCGGGUCAAGAGGCCUCGAAGAGUUUGGUUUUCCCCACCGUGCGGAGCAGAGUGCCCAUGGCAGAAUCUGAACCCCGUAACGGCGGAGUCGGAGAAGAAGCUGAUCAAGACCAGACGUAUCCAGAGGAACGUCAAAUGGGCUAUCGGUCAGCUGCUGAACGAGGGUUUCUGUGACAUAUACCUCGAGCAGUCGGGACGCUGCAGGUCUUGGACAGGCAACUUCAAGGAGCUCAAAAAGUCCAUGCAUGGCUGCAGGAUUCACGGGUGCAUGUACGAUAUGAGAGACGAGCAGAGCGGUCUCCUCAUACGCAAGGACUGGCACAUCGCGACCACUGACCCGCAGUUUGAGAAGAAGGUUGGGAGGACCUGCCCUGACUUGCAUCUGCAUAUGCCGCUGGAAGGCGGCACGAGGGUGGCACUGUCAGCGAAUUAUCCCGUGAACAUGUGCCGGAGGAUCGCCCAGCACUUCAUGACCAGGGCCACCUCGGACGAGGCCCUCGCCUAUCUGGUGCAGGCCCACAACGAGCUGGACGACGAGCUGUGCGCAGCGGGCUACAGGCGCUUGCGGGAGAAGCGGCCCGCCUCUCUCCCGAGAGUCAAGGAGAAAGCGCAGGCGGUCAAGUACCAGCUCCUGAUCCUGACGAAACUGGAGAUGCUCAAGUCCCUCCAGAAAGCGAGGAGUGUCCAGAACUGUACCAAGGCAGAGUUGCGCGAGCUGGAGGCCAUCAUCGCACACAUCCAUCGGAAUUUCGGACACUGCAGUAUGAGCACGGUCAGCGCCGCCCUCAAGUCUCGCAAGGCGGACCAGAAGCUCAUCGACCUUUGCAGCCACUACGAGUGUCCGGCCUGUAAGGCAGCUCAAAGGUUUCAGAUGCGACCUAUUGCCAGCUCAGAACCAACAUUACCCGCUCCUGGCACCGAGAUGGGUUGCGACAAUUUCUAUUGGACACAUCCUCGACGAGCCUGCCAAGUUCGUGGGACCCUCUGUGCAGACUAUGGCAGCCGCUUUACCCAGACGUCGAUUCACUGUCAGAAGGGUGUCGAGGAGCAUUGUGGCAACACCACCGCGAAGGAGAUGAAGGAGGUAGUGCUGAAGGACUGGAUCCACCACUACGGCAAGCCGGAGGUUUUCAGGACAGAUCCCGAGGGUUGCUUCAAGCAGGUCGAGCAGCGCGCCUGGGUCUCGGGUAACGGCAUGGAGUGGAGACCGGAGCCCGGAGAAGCUCACUGGCGAAUGGGAGUGAUCGAAAGGUGCAUCGAGACCGUCAAGGAAAUCGCCACUCGCCUCGCCUGGGAGCUACCAGACGACACAGAUCCCGCGGACAUCUUUCGCUGGGCUUGCGUGGCCAACAACGACCUGAUGCGACACCAAGGCUACAGCCCGAUGAUGCUCAUGAUGGGUCGCACCCCGUCGGGGCAGGGCCUGGAGCAAGUGGAGAAUCCUUCGGUCCUGAGCGCAAAUGUGGUGGACAAACACUUCCAGGAGGUCACGCGCAUCAAGGCGGCUGCUUACAAGGCGUGCGUGGACCACUACCUGUCGGAGAAGACGAAGCGUGCUCUGCUGGCCAAGACGAGGCCGUUCAAGACAUGGGAGCCUGGUGAGAAGGCACACUACUGGCGAGGUGCGAAGGGUAACAGUCACAAGACUCGGCCAGGGAGCUCCGACUACUUCAAGAAGAUUCUUCAGGAGUUGACGAAGGGUGCUUACGCCGAUGUGGUGGAUCAGCCUGGUCCGGGAGAAUGGGACGAUAUUCCAGAAGAUCCCAAGAGACAUCGCGCCGACUUUGCAGGGUACUUGGGCCAUCUGUGCCAGAAGGCGCCGACGCUUGUCAUGCCCGAGCUCGGUCGUGCCGAGCCCGAAUCCGAGGGCCGUGCGAAUUGGGUUUCACCCUGGGAGUAUGAUCAGAAGACGAAGGCUUCCGACCUGGUGGGCUUCGCGGGCGAGGACGAGCCGAACCUCGCGAUCAUGAUCGGCUUCGCGCUGGAGGAGUCGGAUGUGGAUCAACUCAGCCGGAGGCCUGACAAGGCCCUCGCCGCGAUGGUCAAGCAGAACAAGGUCGAGGUGAAGCUCAAGAACCUUACGGCAGAGGACCGUGAGAAGCUCCCGAUCGCGAAGGGUAACGAGAUCAAGUCUUUCCUCAAGUAUCGAGUUUGCGAGGCAGCCAGUCGUUCAGGAGUACACCCUGGAGCCCUGAUGAAGAUGAGAUGGGUCAUUACAAGGAAGGAGACUGGCGACCUUAAG
Prorocentrum cordatum is the source of this 3027-nucleotide messenger RNA. Lineage: Eukaryota; Dinophyceae; Prorocentrales; Prorocentraceae. The record is from the annotation of a GenBank genome assembly.